GCUUCCUCUCCUCAGAGUACUCUAGCGCACGCCACCGCCGCCGACUAGCGCCGCCCAAGCCGCCUCCACUCCGCCGAGGCCGGGCACGCCCGCCAGCCCAGCUUCCGCCGGUGCCUAGACGCCUCGGAUUCCUCUCUGCUAGCACUAGGCUCCCUCGCCCUCCGCUCUACCGGGAUGGCGUCGAGUGGGGAUCCGCCUGGAUCUGCUGAUGAGAAGAAAAGUCCAAAACCAGAAGGGUCAUCCAACGAACAUCAAGGGCUUCCUCCAGCAGGCUUUUCGAAUCCUUUCGAUUUUGCUUCUAUGCAAAGUUUGCUAAAUGAUCCAUCUAUCAAGGAGAUGGCAGAUCAAAUUGCAAGGGAUCCUGCAUUCAACCAGAUGGCUGAGCAGCUACAGAAAGGUGCUCAGAGUACAGGAGAACAGGGAAUGCCUCCAUUGGACCCUCAACAAUACAUGGAAACAAUGCAAAAGGUCAUGGAAAACCCCCAGUUUAUGACAAUGGCUGAGCGUCUGGGGAAUGCUCUUAUGCAGGAUCCUGCUAUGUCCAGUAUGCUGGAAACCUUUAGUAGUCCAUCACACAAGGAGCAGCUGGAAGAGCGUAUGUCCCGCAUUAAGGAAGAUCCAGCUAUGAAGUCAAUUCUCGAUGAGUUAGAGAAUGGGGGUCCUGCUGCAAUGAUGAAGUACUGGAACGACCCUGAUACACUUCAAAAGAUUGGCCAGGCAAUGGGAGGUAGCUUCCCAUUUGGUGCUGGUUCUUCUGCUGAACCUUCUGGUACUGAAGAAGCUGAGGAGGAAGGUGGGGAUGAAGAUGAAUCCAUUGUUCAUCACACAGCCAGUGUUGGUGAUGAUAAGGGUCUGAAGAAGGCACUGGAUGGUGGAGCAGACAAGGACGAAGAAGACUCCGAGGGAAGAAGGGCCUUACAUUUUGCAUGUGGGUAUGGUGAGUUGAAGUGUGCCCAAGUCCUUCUUGAGGCCGGUGCCGCAGUGGAUGCUUUGGACAAGAACAAGAACACCCCUCUGCACUAUGCUGCUGGCUAUGGGCGCAAGGAGUGUGUCGAUCUUCUCUUAAAGCAUGGUGCUGCUGUCACGCUCCAAAACAUGGAUGGGAAGACGCCCAUCGAUGUCGCCAAGCUCAACAACCAGGACGAGGUCCUCAAGUUGCUCGAGAAGGACGUCUUCCUCUAAACCCCAUGGCCUUCAUAUAGACAAAAUAGGCUCUUGGUUCCAGUACAAUCAUGUUUCACAUCUGUUGACUUUGCUUUGCUCGGAUGGUUAAUACUCCGUAUCAGCAUUUUUACCUUGUUCUGUGUAAGAAUUCAUGGUACAGUCAAGGGGGCAGCUAUUAGAACUACUGCCCUGUUAUGUUAUGUUCUCACGGUGGCUUGUGUACCCCUUUAUUUAUUUCUGUUGUUUUCACGAUAGAAAUUGGGAUUAUAUUAUGAACACUGUUAUAUAUGUUCAUGCCCCAGCACUA
Setaria italica (foxtail millet) is the source of this 1471-nucleotide messenger RNA. Its product is annotated as ankyrin repeat domain-containing protein 2A. Bases 175 to 1182 code for a protein of 335 amino acids. The record is from RefSeq and is a predicted model, not a curated record. NCBI's taxonomy places the organism in Eukaryota, Viridiplantae, Streptophyta, Magnoliopsida, Poales, Poaceae. Gene Ontology annotation, biological process: protein targeting to chloroplast. The transcript is spliced from 8 exons. Gene Ontology annotation, cellular component: chloroplast outer membrane. Gene Ontology annotation, molecular function: chloroplast targeting sequence receptor activity; protein binding.